AGCAUUAUCAUUGCACCAGAGAGGUCGGCUCUCGUCAUUGUCGACAUGCAGAACUUCUUCCUGCACCCUGAACUCAACGCCGGUGCUACUGCUGGCCGUGCUGCCAUUGCUCCCACCUUGAAGAUGAUCGAUGCCUUCCGUGCCAAGGGGAUGAAGAUUGCAUGGGUUCAGUGGGGCAUCGACGAGUACGAUCUCACUCAUCUGUUGUCGCCGUCCUUCCUUUACGGUUUCUCCGAUGGCGUGCAUGCCAACACCUCUUUCUGCUCGGAGAUGGGUACGAUCUCCAACGGGACGAUCGAUGCUGGCAAGCUGCUUUGCCGUGGGUCAUGGAAUGCUCAAGCGUACGGCCCACUCUACGACAGCUAUCUGCAGGGUGUUGAGAUGGGUACCGACUUCUACUUCAACAAGAACACGCUUUCCGGCCUGUGGGGUAUCAUGACACCCUUCGAGCAGUGGCUCCACGACACUGGCGUUACGACCCUGUUCUUCGGUGGUGUCAACACCGAUCAGUGCGUGUUCGGCACCAUGAUCGACUCUGUCUUCAAGGGCUACGACACGAUCAUGGUCGAAGAUAUCUGCGGGACGACUUCGCCAUACUAUGCCACUCAGAUGGUUGUGUACAACAUCGGCGGUGACGGCUGGACCACCAACACCAGCAUGAUCCUC
Messenger RNA from Dacryopinax primogenitus, 666 nucleotides. RefSeq names its product Isochorismatase hydrolase. The transcript has 3 exons. The record is from RefSeq and is a predicted model, not a curated record. Lineage: Eukaryota; Fungi; Basidiomycota; Dacrymycetes; Dacrymycetales; Dacrymycetaceae. The annotation marks the transcript as partial.